UACAAAAUAUGUUUUGCUGCUUAACGCCGCAUUUGUUACAUAAAACAUACUUUUAGCAUAGACUCAUUCAACAUGCUGAUCAACCAGAUGAUUCGCACCUUCUCAACAACCACACAUCUUGGUUCCCUCGCCCGAUGGUACCAAAAGCUGUGGCGUUCCAAGGUUCCGACUAACGGUCCUCCGUACGCCCACGUAACCCAGGUCGGUGAUCCGGUUCUACGCCAGAAGGCCCAGCUCGUCCCACCGGAAGCGGUCACCUCGCCGGAGGUGCGCUUUCUCGUCCAGGCCAUGAUCGACGUGAUGCGAAAGUACAGCUGCGUUGGACUGGCCGCGCCACAAAUUGGCAUUUCGCUGCGGAUUCUGGUGAUGGAGUUCAAGGAUAAACUCCGGGAUGAGUACACUUCUGCGGAGUACAAAAUCAAGGAAAUGGACACGUUGCCACUGACGGUUUUGAUCAAUCCGGAACUUAAAGUGACCAACUAUGAGAAGAAGAGCUUCACAGAAGCCUGUGCCAGUGUAAAGGGCUUCAGUGCAGAAGUGCCACGGUAUUCGGAGGUGCUCCUCAGUGGACUUGAUGAGAACGGAAAACGUAAAGAGUUGACACUAAAGGGUUGGAAUGCGCGGAUAGCUCAGCACGAAAUGGACCAUCUGGAUGGGGUCAUCUAUACGGAUGUUAUGGACCGGAAGACGUUUUCAUGUUCCUGCUGGCAAGCUGUGAAUGCAAACUAUGGACGGGUGCAGAUUGCGUUUCAUAAAAAGUAGAUGCUUAUUUUGAUAGUUUGCAAUAAAAUGUUGUACUUUGAUAA
Culex pipiens pallens (northern house mosquito) is the source of this 806-nucleotide messenger RNA. Its product is annotated as peptide deformylase, mitochondrial-like. Gene Ontology annotation, biological process: N-terminal protein amino acid modification; peptidyl-methionine modification. Lineage: Eukaryota; Metazoa; Arthropoda; Insecta; Diptera; Culicidae. Gene Ontology annotation, cellular component: mitochondrion. Gene Ontology annotation, molecular function: peptide deformylase activity. Bases 73 to 762 code for a protein of 229 amino acids. The transcript has 2 exons. The record is from RefSeq and is a predicted model, not a curated record.